CAAACCCGGAAACCCUUUCCAUCCACCACCUCCCCCCUCCUCAGCGCCGCCACACUCGCAGCUUCCUCGAUCUACCCAGCCAGCGUUAGGGUUCCCGACACCGCCGACCAUGACGAACGAGCAGCCGGCGGAGACCUUCACGGUGGAGGAGAUCGUGGCGGCGAACCCCUACAACCCCGACAUCCUCAACGACCUCGAGGUCUUUGUCAACGAGCAGGUUUCUUCACAAGCAUACAACUUGGAUGCAAAUCUCAGCCUUCUACGUCUUUACCAGUUUGAGCCAGAAAGGUUGAGCGUACAAAUUGUAGCGCGCAUAUUGAUUAAGGCUCUCAUGGCAAUGCCAGCCCCGGAUUUCAGCUUAUGCCUAUUCUUGAUUCCUGAACAUGUGCAAAUGGAGGAGCAGUUCAAGACCCUGAUAGUCCUUUCUCACUACCUAGAGACUGGUAGGUUCCGCCAGUUUUGGGAUGAGGCAUCAAAGAACCGUAACAUAUUGGAAGUUGUUCCAGGUUUUGAGCAGGCAAUCCAAGGCUAUGCGAUUCAUGUGCUCUCCUUAACAUACCAGAAAGUUCCUAGGCCAGUUCUAGCAGAGGCCAUCAACAUUGAAGGUCUUGCACUGGACAAGUUUAUGGAGUAUCAUGCCGCAAACUCAGGAUGGGUAAUUGAGAAGGGUGGACGCUCUCAACUGAUUGUCCUUCCACGCAACGAGUUCAAUCACCCCGAACUCAAGAAGAACGCAGCUGACACGGUUCCGUUCGAGCACAUCACCCGCAUAUUCCCUGUCUUGAGCUGAUUGAACAACCAUGACCGAAUUGACAUUGAGCACUUCUGUGGUCUUGGUUGCACACAGACCUCCUGAGAGUUUUCUAGAACAUGAGCGAAUGAAGAAGCUAGUCUUGGCAAUUGUAUUUUCUCUUCUGUGGUGUAGCGCGUUUUGACGUUUCAAGAUUGUGGGGUACGCCUGUGUUAGCUAAAUGAGUACCAAGUGAUGUUUCCUAAUGCAUUCCUGUCGACAUGUUACAAUUGCCUGAAAUUUCAUUAGUGCAAAAUUUUGUGCAUCACCACAA
This is a messenger RNA of Lolium rigidum, 1064 nucleotides long. Its product is annotated as eukaryotic translation initiation factor 3 subunit K. Gene Ontology annotation, molecular function: translation initiation factor activity; ribosome binding. Gene Ontology annotation, cellular component: cytoplasm; eukaryotic translation initiation factor 3 complex. The coding region runs from base 110 to 790 and encodes 226 amino acids. The record is from RefSeq and is a predicted model, not a curated record. The transcript has 8 exons. Gene Ontology annotation, biological process: regulation of translational initiation. NCBI's taxonomy places the organism in Eukaryota, Viridiplantae, Streptophyta, Magnoliopsida, Poales, Poaceae.